Messenger RNA from Sorghum bicolor (sorghum), 2575 nucleotides. Its product is annotated as ACT domain-containing protein ACR4. Lineage: Eukaryota; Viridiplantae; Streptophyta; Magnoliopsida; Poales; Poaceae. The record is from RefSeq and is a predicted model, not a curated record. Bases 272 to 1633 code for a protein of 453 amino acids. The transcript has 8 exons.
UGGGGCGCGUGUGCGUUUCCAUUUCAUUUCACCGUUCGAGGAAAAGGCAGAAUCCUCCGGCCUUUCCAACUCCUCCAAGAGGGAGUUGCUGUUGCUGCUGCCGUUGCCAUUCCUGACUGUCAUCCUGUGGGGGUGGGCGGGCUUGGGGGAAGAGAGAGAGAGAGAAGGGGAGGCGUCUUCCGGUUGGGCAGGGCAGGGGCUCCCUCGGCUCUCGAUUCUUUCCAAGAUUGAGGAGUUCAAUCAUCGCCGCCAUCAUCACCGAGCAAGCAGCAUGGCAGCAUUAGCAGAUGGAGAUGCGGCUUAUUCUUCUUUGGAUAGUGACGAUGAGUACGAGAAAUUUAUUCAAAAGAUGAACCCUCCAAGGGUCACUAUUGACAACACCUCAUGUCCAAAUGCUACAGUUAUUCAUGUGGACAGCGCCAACAAGUAUGGGGUACUGUUGGAGGUAGUGCAGGUCCUCACUGACCUCAAACUCAUAGUCAAGAAAGCAUACAUAUCCUCAGACGGAGGAUGGUUCAUGGAUGUCUUCAAUGUGACGAACCAAGGUGGGCACAAGAUAAUGGACGAAUCUGUGCUAGAAGGUAUAAAAGAUUGCAUUUACAAGUCUAUCGGGCCUGAUUCUUGCCUUCUUCCCUCGCGGAGGAGAGCCAUUGGAGUGGAGCCUUCCUCCGACUACACCUUGAUAGAGCUAACUGGGACCGAUAGACCCGGUCUUCUCUCUGAAGUGAGCGCUGUGCUCACAAAUCUGGAGUGCAAUGUGGUGAAUGCGGAGCUGUGGACACAUAACGAAAGAGCAGCUGCCGUCAUGCAGGUCACUGAUAGGAAGUCUGGGCUGGCAAUUUCGGAUGCAGAAAGGCUUGGCAGAAUCAAAGAGCGGCUUUGCAAUGUGUUCAAAGGGAGGAGUCGAGACGCCAAGACAACGGUCGCAAUGGGCAUAACCCACACAGAGCGGAGGCUGCACCAAAUGAUGCUUGAGGAUCGAGAUUACGACAGGCAUGAUAAGGAUAGGGCAAGUGGCAGCCCCACUUCAAUGGUUUCAGUCGUUAACUGGCUUCAGAAAGACUAUUCUGUGGUGACAAUUCGUUGCAAGGAUCGGCCAAAGCUUCUAUUCGAUACGGUUUGCACCCUAACAGAUAUGCAAUAUGUGGUUUUCCAUGGGAGCGUGGAUACUGAGGGCCCCGAUGCUUACCAGGACUAUUACAUUAGGCACAUUGAUGGUUCACCUGUCAAUUCAGAAGCCGAGAGAAAGAGAAUCAUCCAUUGUCUUGAAGCAGCUAUAGAACGGAGAGUAUCUGAGGGCCUGAAGUUAGAGCUGUCAACAGGCGACAGAGUGGGUCUGUUAUCGGACGUAACACGCAUCUUCCGCGAGAACGGAUUGACAGUCACAAGAGCAGAAGUUUCAACUAAGGGCGACAAGGCUAUCAAUACUUUCUAUGUCCGUGACGCGGCAGGGAGCUCGGUGGAGCUGAAGACACUCGAGGCCAUACGCCAGGAGAUAGGCCAGACCGUGCUUCAAGUGAAAGGGCACCCUGAUCAGCCAAAGUCGCUAACGCAGGAGUCGCCCACUAGGUUCCUCUUCAGCAGCCUCUUUAGACCAAGAUCACUCUGCAACCUUGGGUUGAUUGGGUCCUGAGUUUCAGCCAGCGCAUGUCCACUACUACUCUGCAAGCAGCGUGGUGGCAAAGAAAACUGGCCAUAGUGGUGACACCGUGGCAGCCACAGCAUGUUCAUGAUGCACGCAAGAUGCUGGUGCCCCCAAGUUCCACAAUGCAAUUAGGAGUAUUCAUGCAUCAGAUGACGACUAGUCAUAUAAAGCAACCCGACCAACCGGCAUGUACACCACCAGCAGUUGGUGCAUACAGUAGGUUCUUUAGCAUCAUCCACCAUUGUACAUACUUCAUUCCCCCCAUUUCGACAUGGUGGUGCCCAUUGCAAGCAGUGCCUAGUAAGUAUGAUUCAAACUGUUGUAAAUAUUGCCCUUGGCCCUCUGUAGCAGCUGUCUAAAUCCUGCCUGCGGGUGUCAUUGUUGGAUGCUGAUACUGCCAUCAGAAGGGGAGUUGCCUCUUGGGGAUAUUCAGAGGGUGGGUGAAAGUGGCAUCGAUGGCAAGCUGCUUGUCCAAGGAAUCGGGCCGACGGCGACGACGAUGGCGACCCGGUUGUCAUUUGUGCCGGGCGCACAUGUCGAAAAUGGCCGCCAGCUCUGCCCGGGGCCCUACCGUGGCUGCAAGCUGGUGCUUGGAGCUUUGGAUGUGGAGUCCCCUCUCACUCUGCACUUCCUGACGGGAUGCAAUGCAAAGAGACCAAGGGCCAAUGAAUGAGCCAUGGCCGGCCGGCCUCUGCCUCUCUCGUCUCAUAGGCAGGCAGGCAGGCAGGCAGGCAGAGGCGUACGUCUAGGUGUCUCUCUCGUCUUGUCCUUGUGGCGCCAAUGCAUGCAACAACUCAUGUUUGGUCUCGCUCAUGUUUCCUCGUUUUCUCUCAUGCUGUCUCUUUGCCUACUGCUCAGUCUCACUCAUGAUAUUACCUUGUGAUUGGUUUGUUAAAAUCUGAAUAUCUCAGUCUCACAAGACAUUGCCUA